This is a messenger RNA of Prorocentrum cordatum, 459 nucleotides long. The record is from the annotation of a GenBank genome assembly. NCBI's taxonomy places the organism in Eukaryota, Dinophyceae, Prorocentrales, Prorocentraceae.
AUGAAGCAGCAGAGCUUUGCGCUUUCACCCCUGCAGCAGAAGCUGGUCGAGCCACUGGCCAGUCACGUGCCAGAGGCAAAGGCUGCGCAUGCAUGGCGCGAGCCGUUGGAGCAGGACCUGGUCUCGGAGCAGAAGUGGGUCCACGAGGGCCGGGCGCGCCACCAUGAACGGCAGGCGCAGGACGACGAGGCGCAGGACGGGAAGUGGGGCGAUCGGCGGGGCGAGGCGCAGGACGAGUGGGACGAGCAGCGGGGCGAGGACAAGAAGUGGGACGAGCUGUGGGACGAGGCGCAGGGCGAGAAGUGGAAGCAGCAGCGCCAUCAGUGGCGCGAGGCGGUGGACCAGCGCCAGCAGGCUGAGAAGCAGAAGUGGCCCGCGGACGAGAAGGAGCAGUGGCUCAGCUGGAACUGGGAUGAGGAGCAGCAGGCACAGAAGCAGAAGUGGCCCGCGGACGAGUGA